Cantharellus anzutake is the source of this 228-nucleotide messenger RNA. RefSeq lists its product as uncharacterized. Bases 1 to 228 code for a protein of 75 amino acids. The transcript has 2 exons. NCBI's taxonomy places the organism in Eukaryota, Fungi, Basidiomycota, Agaricomycetes, Cantharellales, Hydnaceae. The record is from RefSeq and is a predicted model, not a curated record.
AUGGCUCUUCCUCCCAAUGGCCGCGUCAUUCUCAAGACCUCUGUCGGAGAGAUACAGAGAUACAGAGGCGGUCAGUUGAAUGCAGGUUUUUCUAUGGGACAGAUCGAAUUAUGGAGACUCCCAAAGCGUGCAAGAAUAGCUAUGGAAGGCGUGGAUGACGAUUUGCUGCAUGAUGUCUCCCGCUACAUCUUCAAGGUUACUACAAUGGCGUUAUCUUCCACAGAGUAG